AUCAGAAUGAUUUAAUUAGUUUUUCAAAAUUAUUCUAUUGUUUUUUAGAUGUAUUGUUGAUCUUACAGUUUUAAGUUAAUCUUUUGUUACUCUUGUUAUGUUUUAACUGUUAAUCUGUAGAUAAAUUUCACUGUAAAAAGAAAACACCUCAAUAGGAACAUUAGAAUAGCAAGUAGAUUGUUACACCUGUACAUCUUUUGAUAUCCCUUUAAUUAUGGCCGCUGCUACAACAGCUUAUUACCCGCCCGAACCCAAGUCUUACCAUGGAGUGCGAAUAUUGGAGCCCAUGUAUCGAAAUGUUGGUCUGUCCGUUGACCAGGGUAAUUUUUGUUUGGUACAAUUCACCGGUUUAGCUUUGGCAAUGCUCUAUUUUCGAGUCACCCGAUUAUUCAAAUUCUCUGAUACACAGAAACACCUGAUCAUGUUACUACCUGGAAUUGUUUUGUGUUAUUUUUGUUUCGGUUAUCAGACAAGUAAUUUAUUUGUUCUUGCAAUGUUAUGUUAUAUUACUUUGUGUGCCUGUGACCCUCGAUUUGUCCAUUGUGCUGUUCUUGGCAUUUCCAUGCUCUAUCUUUCUUACCUUCAUCUAAUUCGUCAAAUAGAGGACUAUGGUGGUUAUUCUAUUGACAUAACUGGUCCAACCAUGAUUAUUGUACAAAAAGUGUCCAGUCUCGCAUUUUGCCUGCACGAUGGUCGAGGUCGAUUAGAAAAAGAUCUUACACCGGAACAGAAGCAAUUACGAGUUACCAGGAUUCCAACACUACUUGAAUUCCUAUCCUAUGUAUUUCAUUUUCCAAGUGUAAUGUGUGGCCCAUUAGUUUACUUUAAGAAUUACUUGGAGUUUAUUGAUGGAACCAAUUUUUCAAAGCACAUUGAAUCGCCUGAAGCUGAAAAGAGACCAGCUCACCCAGGCUUUGCUGUUAUUAGAAAAUUAUCCGUCAGUUUCUUUUUCGCAAUCAUGAUUGUCACAUAUGCACCAAAAUUCCCAAUAACCAAACUUUAUGAUGAUAAGUUCCUUGCAGAUUCUUCCUUCAUCAUGGUUAUAGCUUACAUGUUGGCAGCCACGGCCAGUGCUCGGUUUAAAUAUUAUUUCGCCUGGAAUUUUGGUGAAGCCUGUUGUAAUGCCGCUGGUCUAGGCUUCAACGGGUUCAACUCGAAAAAUGAAUCGAAAUGGGAUCUACUUGAUGCUGUUGAUAUCCUUCGGUUCGAGUUCUCGCGUAACCUUCGAGAAGCUUUGGAGGCCUGGAACAAAACUACGCAAUGUUGGUUGAGACGAUCGGCCUAUGAAAGAUCACCUAAAUAUCGCAUGUUAGCGACCUAUGUUUUAUCCGCCAUGUGGCAUGGAUUUUAUCCUGGUUACUAUUUAACCUUUUUAUCUGGAGCUUUAUUCACACAAGGAGCUCGAACAGCCCGACGAUGUCUUCGUCAUCACUUCCAAUCAACACAAUGGUUAUCAUUUGUCUAUGAUAUUCUUACCUGUUUAUUCACUCGAAUCAUGAUGGCUUAUCUUGUCUUCCCGUUUGUUGUUUUGACUUUAGCCGAUUCUUGGAAAAUUUACUGUCGAACUUAUUUCUUUGGACAUUUGAUUGUUUUAUUUGGAAUCAUCGUACUUCCCCUGAUUGUCCGACCUCUUAAAACUGAGCGAAAUGCAGUUGAGAAUGGUAAUAAAAAAUCAAAGUCCAAUUGAAAUAAUUUACUCUGCACUUGCGAGCACGAACAAAAAGUAAACCAAAUCAAUCAACCAAAAAGAAUCAAUUCAAAAUUGUAUCAACUUUUAGACUCAAACGGAAACGCACCUGAUUCGAUAAAAAUAUGACCUUAAAUCCAACCAGUUCUAAAGUGAUCGAUCCAAAGGACAAGCAGUUUUCUGCAGCGCUACUUACUGAAAAUCGAACUGUGAUUUAUAUCAUCUUCCAGUUUCUUUGGAGCAUUCAAUUAUCGAACAACUAAUGCGUUAAAUCUUAUUCUCUUUUUACUCUUCUUCUUAAUAACAAUUUGAUAUCAUCACCGAUCUGCGAUUUGUUUGUUGAAUACUUUCCAUGCAAAACAAUAAUAAAUCAUCGACUGUCAUCAACUAACGGACAACUUACCUCAUCAAAAUUCAUCAAUAUCUCAAAAUCAUCCUUGAAAUUAUCGCAUCAAAUUAAAUCAAGAAAUGCUCAUCACUAACAAAAGAAAACGCCAAGGAAAAAACGGAAAAAAAAAUUCGCUCAUUUUUCUCAAUGAAUCUUCUUCCAAUUCCAACAACUGAUUUCUACUCUUUCGAUAUAAAAGUAAACAAACAACGACAAAAACCCAAACAGAUGACCUACAAUUAGAUCGAUGAGUUGAUUACAAUCAUUAUUUCUGUGGUCGGAAAGGAAUUGAUUAAUUUAACAGAAAUCGUCAAACGAAUCAAAUUGAAUGAACAAUUUAACCCAAAAUAUUCCUGAUGCAGAAAAACAAGACUAAUCUCAAUUAAUUUUCUAAUCUUUCCUUUUUCCCGCUUGAUAACUGAAAUUGGAAAAAUAUCUAAGUAUCACAAUUAACUUUUUUACAAGAACUGUUCUAUUCCCAUUCAAAUGUCCUUCCAAUAUAUUGAUUGUUAUCUUUUCUUUGCUAAAAAUCUAAGAAUGAAAUUCAUCGAAAAAUUCAAUACUUUUCAGCCUUUGCUCAGCCCAUUGAUUGUUUUCUAUGUUGAUUAUUAGCAAUCAAUUGUAAUUCUAUUGUCAACAACCCUUUUUACGUGCAAUUGCUACGAAUAAUCUUAAUGUUAGUUACCCAACUAUUUGCUAUUUAAGUGCUAAGACCGUGAACGAAUGGACAAAAGCUCUAAAUGGCACUAAGAUAUUUUCCUCUCGUUUGCAGUCAAUGUGUUUGCACGUAAACAAAGUGAUUGAAGUGUCUGUUUUGAUUAAAAAUCUAAUUUGUAGUAAAUUGAUCAAAUUAUUCCUGUAAUUAAGAUCUGAAGAAAUCAAUUAAAAUGAUGUUGAUCCAUUGCUAUAACAA
This is a messenger RNA of Panonychus citri (citrus red mite), 2988 nucleotides long. RefSeq names its product lysophospholipid acyltransferase 6-like. Lineage: Eukaryota; Metazoa; Arthropoda; Arachnida; Trombidiformes; Tetranychidae. Gene Ontology annotation, biological process: lipid modification. Gene Ontology annotation, cellular component: membrane. Bases 215 to 1687 code for a protein of 490 amino acids. Gene Ontology annotation, molecular function: acyltransferase activity. The record is from RefSeq and is a predicted model, not a curated record. The transcript has 4 exons.